GAAUGCCUUUAUAAUUAAGACACUAGAGAGAGACACAUAGUGUGAAGAAGUGACAUUACCAUUACACACACUCUCUCUCUCACUUUACCACGAUGAAGAGCGAUCUUGAAAGGGCACGGCUUAUGGUAUCUUCUGCUGUGUUUCCAUGUCUUCUUCUCUCCCUCCUAAUAACAGUGACAACAGCUGCUCCAGUUCAGCGUACGUGUGCUUUUCCGGCGAUUUACAACUUCGGAGAUUCUAACUCCGACACUGGAGGAAUCUCCGCCGCCUUCGAGCCCAUUAGAGCUCCUUACGGUCAAGGUUUCUUCCACAAAUCCGCCGGACGAGACUCAGAUGGUCGUCUCACCAUUGAUUUCAUAGCUGAGCGUGUGGGACUACCCUACUUGAGCGCAUACCUGAACUCACUAGGAUCAAACUUCAGACAUGGAGCUAACUUUGCAACAGGUGGAUCAACAAUAAGAAGGCAGAACGAAACUAUCUUUCAAUAUGGGAUCAGCCCGUUCUCUCUCGAUAUGCAGAUUGCUCAGUUUGAUCAGUUCAAAUCAAGAUCUGCAGAGCUGUUCUCACAAAUUAAGAUUAGAUCUGAAAGAGAGAAGCUUCCAAGACAGGAAGAGUUUGCAAAGGCUCUGUAUACUUUUGAUAUUGGGCAGAAUGAUCUCUCUGUCGGUUUCAGGACAAUGAGCGUCGAUCAACUCAAGGCGACGAUACCAGACAUUGUCAGCCACUUAGCCUCUGCUGUUCGGAACAUAUAUCAGCAAGGAGGAAGAACAUUUUGGAUACACAACACAGGCCCUUUCGGUUGUCUACCAGUAAACAUGUUCUACAUGGGGACUCCUGCGCCAGGCUACUUGGACAAAUCCGGCUGCGUGAAAGCUCAGAACGAAAUGGCGAUGGAGUUCAACAGGAAGCUCGAGGAAACAGUCAUUAAUCUAAGAAAAGAACUCACCAGAGCAGCCAUCACUUACGUUGAUGUCUACUCUGCCAAAUACGAAAUGAUGAGCAAUCCUAAGAGACUAGGAUUUGCAAAUCCAUUGAAGGUAUGUUGCGGCUACCAUGAGAAGUAUGAUCACAUCUGGUGCGGAACUAAAGGGAAAGUGAACAAUACCGAAAUCUAUGGUGCCCCAUGCCGGAACCCGGCAACGGCUGUGAGCUGGGAUGGAGUUCACUAUACCGAAGCUGCAAACAAGCAUGUGGCUGAUCGUACACUUGGUGGAUUGCUCACAGACCCUCCAGUUCCAAUCACUCGAGCUUGUUAUAGACAGUGAGAUUUAGUACAAAGAGCUUGAAAUGUAGUUUGAACCAAAAUAAAGAUUCGGGUCUUAGAUAGACUCUUAGCCAAUAAUGUAAGCUUUUAAAAGAACAAACAAUGAUCUAUGUAAGCCUCUGUAAACCUUUGUUUGUCGUUUAAAAGAAUCCUCCGUUGAUGGAUC
Molecule: messenger RNA, 1430 nt
Organism: Brassica oleracea var. oleracea
Lineage: Eukaryota; Viridiplantae; Streptophyta; Magnoliopsida; Brassicales; Brassicaceae
Product: GDSL esterase/lipase At5g14450
Exons: 5
Coding region: 93-1265 (390 amino acids)
Molecular function (GO): hydrolase activity, acting on ester bonds
Source: RefSeq, a predicted model, not a curated record